Molecule: messenger RNA, 3445 nt
Organism: Daphnia magna
Lineage: Eukaryota; Metazoa; Arthropoda; Branchiopoda; Diplostraca; Daphniidae
Gene: Reck
Product: reversion-inducing cysteine-rich protein with Kazal motifs
Exons: 15
Coding region: 467-2977 (836 amino acids)
Biological process (GO): extracellular matrix organization
Cellular component (GO): plasma membrane
Molecular function (GO): metalloendopeptidase inhibitor activity
Source: RefSeq, a predicted model, not a curated record
AGUCAGUCAGUUUGAGAAAAGCGGGCAGAGUAGGAUUUCGUUGACCAAGUUCCUGUGCUCUUCUAGAACUGUAGCGAGUGUGCUGGGUGACGGACACACACAAGUACACACGCGAAACAAGAAGAAAAUUUUCAAGAAAAAGAAAGCCACAAGGCAAAAGUGUGUGUGUGUGUAUCUGUGGCGGGUGUGUAGUACUAUAUGUGUGUGAAAGGAAGAGAGAAAUGAGCGGGACUCGAAUUUCGACCAGACUCUCUCACCAUCAGACUCAACCAUGUGACUCGAUCGAGUUCAGUCGAGGCUCCGCUUAGGUCCCACUGGCUUAUUACAUCUUGUGGCCGUAAAAAGUGUAAACGAAAAACAAGUGACGUUUUUAUAGCUGAAGAACGUGAAAUCACGGCAACUUUGUUGAAUCAAAGAGAAAGAAAUUGGUGGUCAAUUAUUUAGUGGUCGAUCUCUUUAUUGCAACAUGAUUUUCCGCUACGUUUUGUUGAUCUUGUCUGCGUUCCAGUCGGUCCAACCGCACGGAUUACAAACGACAACAGUGAUGCCGUCAUGCUGUGCCACCGCCGUAACGGACGCGUGCCGGACUUUCUGCCAAAAAAUGGAUCAAACCCUUCUCCAUCCGGCUGAUCCCGAAUUGUUGGCCGAAAUGGCGUCACACUGUCCUCCGUCCAUGCAAGAAUCGUUCUGGAACUGUCUCAACAUCACCAUAGGACCAAAACACGAUGGAGAUUACCUAGGCCGACAAUGUUGUUCGUUAUCGCCUGUUCAUCGAUGCCAAACGGCCUGUCUCAGAGCCAAACAGUACUCUGAAGAUCUGGCUAACGAGUGCCGUAAGAGCGACAACAUGCAACUCUUCCAGUGCCUCAAUCUCAUCCGGGAAGGAGAAGAAUGUUGCAGUUUAUCGGCCGAUUCUCAAUGCCGUAAAGCAUGCUCCACUGUUUACAGCGCCACGGCGACAUCCGCUUCCGGAGCGGGCAUUAAUGGGACGCUGAGGCACGCGGCCAAUACGGCGUGCUCUCGGUCACACAACGUGCUGCAGUGCGCCAAAAAUCUGCUGAAAGUCGAUCGAUUACCCAUCAGCACUUCUACGUUACAGUGUUGCGAUAAGGGCAAAACGUUCCAGUGCCAGGAGACAUGCCGUUCGGCACUGAAAGCUGGCGAACCGGACGCUGUGGGCUUAAUGGUCAAGGAUUGCGGUGAGCUAUUACUCACCGAGCCACUUUGGAAAUGCUUUAUGAGCAAAUCACCUCCUUCUUCGCCUGAACGAAGCGCCAACAAUUAUGACCGUGCCAUCAACGAUAUCAGAAAUAAGCCAAGAAGUUUAAUCGAUCCGUCAAAGACAGCUGCGACGACCAUCACUGCAGCAACGGCGAUUCAGCGUAGCAGCUAUGACGCUGCUAAAUUAAGCUGUUGCGAUCGUGGUACUUUGCAAUGUUACCGUCUUUGUCGAACAGCCCACACCAAUGAAUUCUUUCCCGAAACGGUGGAAUUGGACGAGUGUGUCGCUCAGCCCAGUGAGGCUGCGUUGGCCACCUGCUUUGAAGAUGUCGACGAGCCUUGCCAACCGGGCUGUUCCAAUCUGUCCUUUUGCUCGAGUUUCAACAAUAGGCCACUGGAGCUAUUUCGCAAUUGUAAUCCCGAAGCAGAUGCUGCGGCUCAGAACGUCUUUCAAGAGUGGAUUCGUAUGACGCGCGUUGUGCUUCCAGGUUUAACGGGCAGGCAAGACGUGAAACUCUGGGGCCCUUCGACGUGUAUGAUGCCGCAGUGGAAAGCACUAGCUUGUGCUCUUCAAUUUAAACCCUGUCGACGAAACAUGUUAAAGACUGCAAUUUGCUGGAAUUCGUGCAUUAAAUUGCUUAGCGGAUGCAUGACACAAUACAAUGCCACGCUGGCCGUCGAGUUGUGUAAUCGGCUGACGCCAGAGUCUUUCACGGGAGCCUGCAUUAGCUUAGAAGAUUAUCUAGCGCCCCAACCUAAGACAGUCGCCGUCGUGGCACCGUGUCGUUACAACACCUGUCGAACGGACCAGGUCUGCGUUGUUGAUCAACGCAGCUCCAAUGGCUAUUCUUGCCUGCCAGGUUGUCAAUUCGGAGACCGAUCAAAAUUGUUGGGCUUCCCAAAAUCCUGGGUCCAACUGCCUACACCUUCAACUUCUUGCUAUUACAAUAGCUGUAACGAAGUGUGCUACUGUAACGGGAAAGGUGAAUUACAGCAAUGCCAUACACCGCCCUUGCAGCCUUUUGAAGCUUGUAGGGUAGGCCAACAACAAUUCGUACAUGGGACCCGAUUGCAAAAUGAUUGCAAUCAAUGUAUCUGCCACUAUGGGGAGUUGAUUUGCACACGUUACCGAUGUGACAACUCUUCCGGUAUCAGCGCCGUGAUUUGGAGCUGCCCACUUCAGCCCAAUCCGGUGUGUACCAGCUCUGGCAAACGAUUCCUAAAUACUUGUGUAGCGCAAUGGCAUGGAACGGCUGUCGAGCCUUUAGAACAUUGCCCACAUGAAGGACCUGACGGUUUCUUUGCACCGGAAUGCUACACAGUUAUCCAGCUGGUCUACAGUCAGAAACAAAUCGAUCGCUUGAGCCGCAGCACAAAUAAGUCAACAAUCUUUUCAGCCAGCCUAGUGGAACAAUCGCUUCGUUACUUGCUAGCUUAUUCGCACUGCCAUGUCAGCGUUUUCCAAAGUGUUGAUGGAGAACUGCUUGCCGUCAUUCAUUCUCAGAUGCACUGUGCCAGUUGCAGUGCCGAAGCUGAGAAACUUGUCAUGCUCUUUGAUACCCGCAGCCCUCAGGUUACUUUAAACGUUCAGCUUGACGUCAUUCUACUGGCAGAGGUAGUCCAGUUCGUCCAGCUUCAUCCUUCUCACACCCACACGCUGAGCAGUGGCGGUGGUGGUAGGGGUGGCAUUUUCGCACAUCGUGUUCAAUCCAUCUAUAGCAUUCCUUUUUUCCUCAGCGUGCUGAGAUUUAUUUAAGAGCAAGCAUCGUAUUUACAGAAUGAAUUUUCUCCGCUACUGAGCAGCAUCAUGUUAAGAAUCAUCGCCACGAUAGUCCUCUGUGUAAACGUCUAUGCAGAAAGGAUUGCUGUCUAAUUUCCUGAUGGGCAUCACACUAUUUGGAUUCAUUAUAUUAUCAGCUACAAUCCACUGGAAGUCCUGUAUUAAUGUAAUAUCAAUUUGUAUAUAGUUUCUGUAAAGAAAAACUAUUUCUAAAUUUUCAUCUAUAUUAGUUAUCUUACCUCGGUAGACUGCCUUUCGAGCAUCUUGUCAUAAGCCACGUUCCUUGUGUGGAUUUCGAACGCGAAUGUACAGUUCUCUCUAUCGUAAUGGGUUUCGGAACCCAAUCUCUGGCUCAUUGUAAGCCAUAUUGCUGUUGCUUGUUGUCGGAUUUCAGUCACAUUCAACGUAACUUUUCCACUGUAUCAAUAAAUAUGUUGUAUCAUA